AUGGCCGCUCCCCGACUUUUCCGCCCAGCAUCCCGGCUGCUCUCUUCGCGCCUCACUACCACUCCCCUGCGCCCGGCUUUCGCCCAGUCUGCUCUGCGCACUCGCAGCUAUGCCACUGAGGGUGGUGUCAAGCAGGUCACUGUCCGUGAUGCCUUGAACGAGGCCCUCGCCGAGGAGCUCGAGGGCAACGAGAAGACCUUCAUCUUGGGUGAGGAGGUCGCACAGUAUAACGGAGCUUACAAGGUGACGCGAGGUCUUCUGGACCGCUUCGGCCCCAAGCGGGUUAUUGAUACCCCCAUUACUGAGGCCGGUUUCACUGGUCUCGCUGUUGGCGCUGCCCUGGCCGGCCUGCACCCUAUUUGCGAGUUCAUGACCUUCAACUUCGCCAUGCAGUCUAUCGAUCAGAUUAUCAACUCUGCCGCUAAGACUCACUACAUGUCCGGUGGUAUCCAGCCCUGCAACAUCACUUUCCGUGGCCCCAACGGUUUCGCCGCCGGUGUCGCCGCUCAGCACUCCCAGGACUACUCUGCCUGGUAUGGCAGCAUCCCUGGUCUCAAGGUUGUCUCCCCCUGGAGCUCCGAGGAUGCCAAGGGUCUCCUUAAGGCUGCUAUCCGCGACCCCAACCCCGUCGUUGUUCUGGAGAACGAGCUUAUGUACGGCCAGGCCUUCCCCAUGAGCGAGGCCGCCCAGAAGAGCGACUUCGUCCUGCCCAUUGGCAAGGCCAAGAUUGAGCGUCCCGGCAAGGACCUGACCAUCGUCUCCCUCUCCCGCUGCGUCGGCCAGUCCCUGACUGCCGCCGCUGAGCUUAAGCAGAAGUACGGUGUCGAGGCUGAGGUUAUCAACUUGCGCUCCGUCAAGCCCCUCGAUGUCGAGACCAUCAUUGCCUCUCUCAAGAAGACCGGCCGCCUGAUGGCCGUCGAGUCCGGCUACCCCAUGUUCGGUGUUGCCUCCGAGAUCCUGGCUCUGUCCAUGGAGUACGGUUUCGACUACCUGACUGCCCCCGCUGUCCGUGUCACCGGUGCUGAGGUCCCCACUCCUUACGCCCUUGGCCUCGAGAACAUGUCCUUCCCCCAGGAGGACACCAUCGUCAGCCAGGCCGCCAAGCUUCUGCGGUUGUAA
Messenger RNA from Penicillium cataractarum, 1119 nucleotides. RefSeq names its product pyruvate dehydrogenase (acetyl-transferring) subunit E1 beta. Gene Ontology annotation, molecular function: pyruvate dehydrogenase (acetyl-transferring) activity. The record is from RefSeq and is a predicted model, not a curated record. The transcript has 4 exons. Gene Ontology annotation, biological process: pyruvate decarboxylation to acetyl-CoA. NCBI's taxonomy places the organism in Eukaryota, Fungi, Ascomycota, Eurotiomycetes, Eurotiales, Aspergillaceae. The coding region runs from base 1 to 1119 and encodes 372 amino acids.